Anolis sagrei ordinatus is the source of this 1032-nucleotide messenger RNA. RefSeq names its product olfactory receptor 5AP2-like. Gene Ontology annotation, cellular component: membrane. Gene Ontology annotation, molecular function: G protein-coupled receptor activity; odorant binding; olfactory receptor activity. The record is from RefSeq and is a predicted model, not a curated record. Gene Ontology annotation, biological process: sensory perception of smell; G protein-coupled receptor signaling pathway. NCBI's taxonomy places the organism in Eukaryota, Metazoa, Chordata, Lepidosauria, Squamata, Anolidae.
UAUAUAUUUUAACUGCUAAUCACAUUUAUUACUAUUAAUUAUCAGCUCAUUACAGAAAUGAUGGAGACCAAUUCCACCAGCAUGACUGAAUUCAUCCUCCUGGGAUUAACAGACAGGGCUGAACUCAAGAGUGCUCUGUUUGCAGUGUUCCUGAUCAUGUAUUUGAUCAUAGUGGUAGGGAACCUAGGCAUGAUCACUUUAAUCAAGGUCGACCCCCGGCUACACACCCCUAUGUACUUCUUCCUCAGCCACCUGGCUUUCCUGGACUUCUCUUAUUCUUCAGCCAUCAUGCCCAAGGCACUGAUCAACCUUUUAGUUGAGAAUAAAACCAUCUCAUUUAGUGGCUGUGCAGCCCAGAUGUACAGUUUCGUUGCUUUUGGGACAACAGAGUGCUUCCUUCUGGCUGCGAUGGCCUAUGAUCGGUAUGUGGCCAUCUGUAAACCCUUGCUGUAUAAUGUCAUAAUGUCCCGCCAGCUCUGUCUGCAGCUCCUUAUUGGUUCUUACAUUUGUGGUUUUGUGAUUUCAAUGAUACACACAGGCUGUGCCUUUCGACUCUCUUUCUGUCGCUCCAAUGUCAUCCAUCAUUUUUUCUGUGAUGUGAUACCACUCCUCAACAUCUCCUGUACUGACACCAGAGUGAAUGAGAUCAUUCUUUUUGCCUUCUGUAUCUUUAACGGGGUUUUUAUCACACUGGAAAUAUGUAUUUCUUAUAUCUAUAUUUUCUCUGCCAUCUUGAAAAUCCACUCCUCUGAGGGCCGGCAUAAAGCCUUCUCUACUUGCACUUCACACUUGAUUGUUGUUGCCAUGUUCUUUGGGACAGCCGUCUUUAUGUACAUGCGGCCUAGUUCAGCUUCCUCACCAGACAAAGACAGGGUUGUGUCAGUAUUUUACACUGUAGUGAAUCCCAUGUUGAAUCCUUUGAUCUAUAGCCUGAGGAACAAGGAGGUGAAGAAUGCCUUGAGAAGAGUGUUCAACAGAAAGAAACAUUUCUCAGUACAGAUACAUUCUAAAGUGAUUAAAACAACUGCUUAA